GAAAUACCCCCAUUGAAAGCUUAUACAAUUGGUUCGAAAGAUGAAGAAAUGGUUGGGAACCCAGGCUUCUAUCAAUAUUGCUAAAGUCUUGUCUAUCCAGGAGUUAAUGAAUUCCACGCCGAGGCAUUAUUACGAUGAACACGGUGUAGUUGGUCUUUUUAUAGAUAAUGAAGUUGGAAUUUUAAAUGUUUAUGCUCUUGCCCAUCAUUUUAGAGAGAGUGGAACAGUAUACGAAGAAGAUUGUCCUAUCACUGAGGAGCAGGUUUUCCUGGAUGAGAGCACAACGACUGAGGGAUGUGAGAGAAUUAUCCCAAGCAUUUGUGACGUUCAUUCUAUCUAUGAUUACAUAGCGGACUAUGGUGGUGAGGAUGGUGUAUCAAUGUUUCAUCAAGAGUUGGAGUAUCAGCUCAGGGAGGGAGGACCACUCAGUAUUCAAUUCGAAGUGUAUCCUUCUUAUUACACCACUCAGGGAAACCUCUAUAAUCCUUCUAAUUCUGAACUUGAGUUCAUUUCUCUUGGUGGACACUAUGUCAUCGCCACUGCAUUAGGCACACUUGAUGGAUUCCUCGCCUUGGAUGUUUGGAGAACGACUGAUCCGAGACAGACAAAAGUUGUAUACUCUGUUGUUUGAUUUGGUUGCCAACAAAUUUUAAGAACUGGG
Molecule: messenger RNA, 661 nt
Organism: Arabidopsis arenosa
Lineage: Eukaryota; Viridiplantae; Streptophyta; Magnoliopsida; Brassicales; Brassicaceae
Source: the annotation of a GenBank genome assembly